AUUCAUGUUUGUUUGUUUUUUUAAACACCGACCUGCAUUUGUAAAAUGUAGUGAUGAAAUCUUGAAAGCUAAUAAAUUAUCACCUAGUCUAUUAAAUAAACUUGAGAUCUGGAAUUUGUUGAGCUGGGCACUGGUGGUUGGUCAACAGAAGUAAAUAGGCAGCUUAGUGUGUGUACUUGCUGACAGCCCACAUGUCAGUACUAACUCAUUUUCAUCCCAAAGGCGAAUGCACCAGUUAGCUCUGCCUUGUAACUUUGUUAGAUCUAGAGUUUUUGUCAAAUUGACACCAGUGUGAAUUAUUGACUUAAUUUGGAUUAACAAGGAGCUCAUGAGUUGUGUGAUGGCCCUUGACUAUGGCUCAUUACAGUUUUAAAGCCAAAGUUCUGUGGUCUAGUUUCUUUCAACUUCUUCAUUGAGGGUGUUAAAUACUUAAGUCUGGAGCUCGUGAUAACAUCACCUUAAGCUACUCACUGACUUGUUUUUGUCCCAAAUACCUCCUACUUCAAGUCUGACCCCCACAACAUCAUUUUGGAACUUUUUGUCUGGAUUGAUUGUGUUUCUGGCUUGAAGUGACCUUCAUAGUUGUGCCAUGGGGACAGUGGACCUUGUCAGCCAAAGUUUUGAUAGUGUCAAUGAUACUAGCAUGAUAAGCAUGAUAAGUGUGAAGUCUCAGCAUUCCUUUCAUUUCUGUUGGAAGUGCAAAAUGACCCUUGGAGAAACUGACAUUCUGGAUCCUGGCCUGUCCAUCCAUCCAUCAACCAACCUAACAAGAACUAUGAUCCACCCUUGUGUUGAUCCACCGCUGUGUGACAACUGCACAAGGCUAGAGUUGUCUUUCUUUGACCCUUUGUGCCCAGACUGUCGUAAUAUUCUACUAAACCCAUCUACCACAGUGCCACAGAUAUUUGCCAUCAUGAGACAGUGGACUCCACAAACACAGCAGUCCCUGGAACUUUUAGUGGAUGAGAUAUUAAAGCGUGGGGCCAAUAUUAAUGACAGGGAUGGCCUAACAGAUAUGACACUUCUUCACUAUGCCAGCAAGUCUGGGGCCGCUGGUAUUGGGGAUCCUGAUUCUGCAGUGAGAAUAGUGACCAUGCUUCUAGAUGCUGGGGCUGACGUGAACAUUCGGUGUCGGUGGACCAACAUGACAGCACUCCAUUAUGCUGCCUAUUUUGAUGUUGUACCGGUUCUCAAAAUGUUAUUGAAAGCAACGAAAGCUCUUGAUAUAGACAGUACUUGUUCAGAGUUUGAACAUGGCACAGCCUUGCACAUAGCAGCAUCUAAUUUGGCUCAUGAGGCCUGUAAAGUUUUGCUACAGAAUGGAGCCAAUCCAACACUGAAAGAUGAUUUAGGAAGGAUGCCAGUAGAGUGUGUUCCAGAGCCCAGUACUUUUCAAGAGGACCACAACAUGCAGAUGUUGGCAGUCAAAGUGAAGAAGACAUUAAGUGAAGCCAUGCCUCCUGUCUUAAAACAAGCGCCCAGCUAUGAUCUUGUCCAUAGCAAAGUGACCCUUCAGGCCCUCGGGUUAACUAUUGGAGAGAAAAUUCUAGUCGGAGGUGUCAAGGGCGGAACACUGCGCUAUUGUGGCCCCACAGAGUUUGCCUCCGGUGUGUGGGCUGGAGUAGAAUUGGAUGAGCCUGCAGGGAAAAACAACGGCAGUGUUGGAGGAGUUUGCUACUUUAAUUGUCCAAAUAAUUAUGGUGUAUUUGCUCCCAUAAGCAAGAUAUCCAAGAUGGAUAUAAUUCGAAGGUCAAGGACACCACCUGCGUCUCACCGUCUGUCUAUGAGAGAAAUGCCCAAUGUUGAUGUGUCAAAGGUUACUGCGAAGAUAGACACAGGACUAAGUAGGCAUUCUUCUGAAAUUGUAGAAGUGAAUGACAGAGUUGUUGUUGCUGGACAGCGGAAAGGAACUGUCAAGUUUAUUGGGAAAACACAUUUUGCCCCUGGUGUCUGGUAUGGGGUUGAACUAGACAGACCAGUUGGUAAAAAUGAUGGCUCGGUGAAUGAUGUCAGAUAUUUUGACUGCAGACCAAAACAUGGAGUUUUUGCUCCGUUGACUAGAAUACAGAAAUUAGGGGAUAAAAUGUUUAGUUCUAGCGAGUCACUUGACACAAUUAGCUGGGGAGCUGUCUCGGAAAGAGUGGACAGAAAAUCUAUGUCUUUACAUUCAAAUCGUAGUCAAACUCCUACACGCCCGUCUCCGAAACAACAAUCAUUAAAUCUGACUCGUACUCCUGGUCAAGGACCUGGACAGAUCUUGGAGCCUGGCGUCAUGGUUUUGUGUAACAAUGAAUUAGGUGUUAUCAGAUACAUGGGGCCCACAGAGUUUGGUGAGGGAACAUGGCUAGGAGUCGAACUGCGCAAGCCCAAAGGUAAGAAUGAUGGAAGCGUCCAGGGCAAGCGCUACUUCACCUGCCCACCCAACUGUGGUCUCAUCGUGAAACCUAGUCGAGUGACCUUGCGGGGCAUUAAUGGUGCAAAGAUUCUGGCAGAGCAGAAUGCAGUGUCUCAGGGCAUAAGUAGACACAGCAGAAACAGUGAGAGUUUAUCUUGGAGCAGAUCCAGCAGCAGAGAAGGAUCAAUUGUAAAUGGAAAUGAGAGUAUUGAUAAAUAGCUUUUUUUGUUUCUUUGUUUUUCUUUGUAAUUAUGUUUUGGUUAAAAUUGUUUUAAAAAAUUAUUGUUGAUAACAAAGUGUUGAAAAUAAGAUUAAAAAUUAUAUAUAGAUCUAUAUAUGAUUAUUUGAAUUAACCAAGAGUUAGAAACAUUGCUGUGUUUUUAGAUUAGCUCUUAAAGGCAUAAGAUCAUAGGUAUUUAACCCAAGAAGUUUUUUUUUUUAAAACUUUUAUAGAUCUAUAUUGUGACCACAUGUUCUAAUACAUAAACAUAAGUAUGUUUAAAAGUUUGUUAUAUUGUUAUGUCAACACUUGGCAGAGACUGCUGCACAUCAUCAGUGAUUUAGCAAUUAUACAUUAUUGAAAGCCUUAACAUUGAAAAUGUUUGAAAAUUUGCAUCAACUGUGUGAUAUUGUGUUGAUUGAAUCAACAUUUUUUUGUGUUGAAUUUCUCAAAUGUCAACAGAUGACAAGUUUACAUGCUAUAUUUAAAGAUAGUUUUUUUUAAUGGAAAUCCUUCUACUAAAAGAAAUUGCUUUUUUUUUUUUUUUGUAUAUUGUAUUUAUUUGUUAAAGUGACCAUGACAUUCUUUCCUUUUCACCCCCUAGUAUGUACCCUAACAUUAGCAAAAAGGGCCAUCCAAACGCAAAGAAAGAAUAAAGGUUUGCAUUAGUCACUCAAAAGAAUAAAUUAGAUUUACUGCUCAGCAUGGCUCAGUAUUCCAAAAGUCGACCAUGAGCUUAAAUUUUAUCUGUUUGAGGCUUAAACAGUAUCUGAUACUUUUUGAGUUCUAUAAGCUGAGAAACUUGAGACACAAGAAGUGUCUUGACAUUUCUUCAUUUUUUUUUUUUUUUUGGUUUACCAUAAUGUUUGUUACUUUGCAGUGAAAUAGUUUGACUUUGAAAUCAAAACUUUCUAUUUUGUGAUGCACACAUGUAUGUGUUCUAUAUUUGUAUUCUUCAGAUUUAUUUAUUUAUUGUCUUUUUUUUUUCAAUUGCAUAAUUUAUUUUUAUUCAUUCAGUCCAUUGUAACAUUUUCUUUAGUCAUUAACCCUAACAGGUGAGUUAAAACGGCUUACCUUUGAGUGUCAGAAUGCCAUUUCUUCUAUUUGUUUUAUUUGAAUGGGAAAACAUUUUAAACAUCGUAGUAUUUGUACUUUUUUUUUCUUGAAUUAAAAGCUGAAAUUACUUUUUAAUGGGUUCGAUGUAUAUUACCAAUUCUUUGUUAAUUAACACUGAGAAAACUAUGAUAAGAAUUUAUUUUUUUUAUAGUGUUUCUGAUUCCUAUCUUAUGAUUGUAAUUUUACUGAAAUAACUUUACACACAGUUAUUUCAUACUUUUUCAUUUUAAGAUAUACAACUGAUCUGUUAAUCCUAUGGUCAUUAUUUUACAAAUUACCUUCAUCUGAAUAAUACAUAUAUAUAUAUUUUUAUGGGAUACAAUCAUACAAAGUUUUCUUUAUUUCAUCAACUGAACUUUGUAAUAGCAUUUACAAUUCCAGUCAUUUAUUGCUGUUGACAUAGUCCUGACAAGUAACGUCCAUUUAAAUUAAACUUAUUGCAUCAUUUAUUGUUGACUUUUUUUUUUCUUAUCACUAAUGUUAUAUGUAAUGCAUUAGAUCUAAAUACAUAACAUUUUUUUGUUGUUGUGUACUGCUGAAUGAUAUAAGCCUGCCCAAUGUCAUUUAUUUGGAUGGACAUUUUCCAUAGUGCAUUUGAUCAGUAGCAUCAUACAGCCAAGUUAUGGCUUAAUGCAGUAAGGGUUUGUUGAGACCACUGCCCUAUAUAACUUCAUUAAAAAAACAGUUCAAAGAAGAACUUCAUAUUAAGUCCAACUGUUAAAAUAGGUAAUAAAAUUCAUUCCUUUAAGUUGGUUUAUGUUAUGCUCACAUUCAACAUAAAUUUCAAAACUUGCUUAAUGCCAUAAAGUUGUAGAUUUUUUUCUACAAAAUUUUAUUUCGUUGUUAGUUUUGUUCUGAUUCGGUCCAUUACAUAAUUCAAAUUAGAUUUUUUUUUUCUACAUCCAUACAUCCAACUGUUGAGAAGAUGAUUUUUUGUCUUCUGACACACACCUAAUGCUUCAUUCUUGCCUAGAUUUGAACAUUUGUCGCAGCUAAGUUUACAAUUUUGCAAUAUGGUAUUGUAUAUUAAUUCUUCUUUUUUUUUAAAGUGGUGCAUAGAGUGUUUCCCAAGCCUUCAAAAACAUGGAUGACUUAUUCCCCCUUGCACAAUAUAGUGAACCAAACAUUUAUGAAACCCUUCAAAUGCCUAGAUUUGAUUUAUUUAGGUUUGAAUAAAAUUUCUUUAUGAUUUAUGUGUGAUUGAUCUUUUUUUUUUUUCUAAGACCCAAUGAGGUUGAUAUUUGGGUAUAUUUAACUUUAUGUUGAUUUUGCUGUCCUUUGGUUCAGAUCUACAUGACAUUUAGUUAAGUUUGUGUCCAUUGUCCACUAAAUCUAGUCUCUUUUUAUAUAUGUAUUUUUAGUUUCUUGUCAAGAAAUCCAAUGACCUGUUUGAUUAUAUCUAUCGCUUAAAAUAAAUUAUUUUAAUUUAUAAGUAAUAAACUCUCAGUAAUUUUUUUUUUCUUUUCUGAUGCUUAUAAUGAAAAUUGACUAACAGAUUGCUACUAAUGAAAGUUAGCCUACUAAUUGCUUAUUGUGCAGGCUUGCAACUGUUUAAAAGAAAUAUAAUUAACUAUUAAUUAAUAAACAAAAUGUUUUAUUCAUAUUGUAAUCUGAAUCAUACAGUUUGAUUUGCAUAUUUCAUAAUUAUGUAUAAUUGAAAUUAUAGCUUACAAAAUGUAAUUUUUUUAUUCUGUGCCUUAACUUAUGCCAAGGAGAAAUUUGGAGAAUGUUAAAAUGUAGGACAAACAGGUAUUAUCAUAUCAAUAUUGGGUUACAGGUCAAAUGUUUGUCUGUGUUGCAGUGCUCCCUAGAAUAAAACUGCUGGUGUGUGAUGUACGAUUAGUAAAAAUGUGCUUUAUGUUAAUACUUUUUGUUGGACCAAAUAAAAAAUAUAAAUUGAAAA
Messenger RNA from Biomphalaria glabrata, 5634 nucleotides. RefSeq names its product CAP-Gly domain-containing linker protein 3-like. The record is from RefSeq and is a predicted model, not a curated record. NCBI's taxonomy places the organism in Eukaryota, Metazoa, Mollusca, Gastropoda, Planorbidae. Gene Ontology annotation, molecular function: protein binding. The transcript has 12 exons. Bases 590 to 2614 code for a protein of 674 amino acids.